AAAAAAACUAUUAUAAAAUCAAAAAAGGACAGAGAAGCUUCUGGAACCAAAACAGUUGAGCAAAUCGGUGGCCUUGAACAAAUAACCAAGGAUAGAGGGCGGAUGAAAUCUCACCAACUACAACCAAAACCCGCAUAUGAUCCAGAAAAAUCUGAUUUGGUGAGUGGAGAAGAAUUCGCUGUAAAAUGUCAAGUGUUCCAGCCAUUCCAUUACAAACGAAACAUUCACAAAUCUGGCAAACGACCAGUAUUUCAAAGUGAGAUAGAGAUUUUGGGCAGUAAUACACUUCUGCACCUACGUAACAUGAUCUCUUGCAGCGAGGAUUUUAUCAGCACGGAUGGUGAUGUCAGUGAAAAUCCUAACGCUCAACCCUCACCAUCAACUCUCAAGACGGAAAGUCGUUGGAUAUGCAAGCCUACCCAGUCACAAUGCACUGUUGUGCGAAGAUUGCUUCAAAAGCUACUGUUAUAUUGGCGACAAAAAAGUUGGGUCAUUUGAAGCUUUUCAUUACAAGGACAAACGGAUCACUAUUAGUUCUUAAAUGCCACAUAUAAAGUUCUCGAUAAAUUAAUGUGUUCUACUAAAAUACUUUUGUUAUUCUUGAAAUAUUUUUUAUGUACUUGAAUAUUUUUCUCUACUUCUGUAAGAGUUUUGACUUACUGACUUGUAAGAGUUUUUGUUAUUGUAAUACUUUUAUUAUUCUUGAAGUACUUUUUUAUGUACUUGCAUAUUCCUUUUCUACUUCUUUUUGUUUUUGUAAGACUUUUAUUAUUCUUGAAAUACUUUUUUGUGCUUAAAUAUUUCUUUUCUACUUCUGUAAGAAUUGAAUUUACUUUGUAAAUUUGUGGGUAUUUUUCAAGCAUGAUCAAAUUAAGGCUAUUAUUGUAAAAUGAACAUCAGCUGCAAACCAAAACUGUUUCUUACUAGAAUUUCAAAUACUUUUGUACCUACAUGGUCCAAGAAAAAGAAACUAUUCAAUAUAAAUGGAUAAAUCAUGAUGAGAAACACAUUUUUCUAGUAUAUAAGAACAAGAUAGUAUAGUAAAGAAUAAAUACCAAUAUUGUACUGCGAUCUUUAUAUUUCCAAAUAUUAUUAAAAUUGCAUAAUAUCAUGAUUUAAACAAUUACCAAGAUUCAAGACUGAACCCACUUGGACUUUUUAUUUCUUUAUUUCAUUCUACCUAUGUUUUAUUUUCAUUCUACUAUAUAUAGUCAGUUCUGAAUCUCAUUUUGUACAGAAAUGACGAUUUUCAAUAAAGUACCGCGUACCGAACAGUCGUACAAUCCUUGAAUUCUUUUCAGCAUUUCAUUGACUUGAAUUAGCCCAUUUCCGUUAAUCGAUACCGUAUUUACAACAGUGAGUGCUGUGUUUCUCAAGUGAAAUGUAUUAAAAAGUUGUUCUCAAUAACCUUAAUCCCAUGUUCACAUUAUUGCUUGUCACUUUCUCUCUGUCUCUCUCUCAUUCUCUUGCUCUCUCCACCACUUCUCCAAUUCUUCUCUUUCUCUCUCUCUCUCUCUCUGUCCUUCUGCACCAACUUCUUGCACGAUCAAUGGGCAACGAGGUCAAGGUCACUCAGUCUCUGACUUCU
Messenger RNA from Nilaparvata lugens (brown planthopper), 1588 nucleotides. RefSeq lists its product as uncharacterized. Bases 103 to 498 code for a protein of 131 amino acids. The record is from RefSeq and is a predicted model, not a curated record. Lineage: Eukaryota; Metazoa; Arthropoda; Insecta; Hemiptera; Delphacidae. The transcript is spliced from 3 exons.